GCGAGCCUAGACUGGGUGGCAAAAGCGAGCCAUUUUUUGCCAAGUGGCAAGGACAAACCCCUUUUGUCAAGUGGCAAUGGCCAAGUGAACAUGUCGAAUGAAUUGAAGAAGUCUCCCUGCCUUUGCUUAGUGUACCUUUUUAUCGACUGGCAUGAAGGAGCCACUUUUGCUUUUGGAUCGAGGACUUUGCGAGUGGUGAGGAGUUCCACUUUUGUCAAGUGGCGUGAA
This is a messenger RNA of Ilex paraguariensis (yerba mate), 228 nucleotides long. Lineage: Eukaryota; Viridiplantae; Streptophyta; Magnoliopsida; Aquifoliales; Aquifoliaceae. The record is from the annotation of a GenBank genome assembly.